Condylura cristata (star-nosed mole) is the source of this 2349-nucleotide messenger RNA. Its product is annotated as cytochrome P450 2B11-like. NCBI's taxonomy places the organism in Eukaryota, Metazoa, Chordata, Mammalia, Eulipotyphla, Talpidae. The record is from RefSeq and is a predicted model, not a curated record. Bases 3 to 1475 code for a protein of 490 amino acids. The transcript is spliced from 9 exons. Gene Ontology annotation, cellular component: intracellular membrane-bounded organelle; cytoplasm. Gene Ontology annotation, molecular function: heme binding; iron ion binding; oxidoreductase activity, acting on paired donors, with incorporation or reduction of molecular oxygen, reduced flavin or flavoprotein as one donor, and incorporation of one atom of oxygen. Gene Ontology annotation, biological process: xenobiotic metabolic process.
CCAUGGGGCUCAGCGUCCUCCUCCUCCUGGCUGUCCUCACGGGACUCCUGAUUCUCAUGACCAGAGGCCAGCCGAAGCACAGGCGCCUCCCGCCGGGCCCCCGGCCUCUGCCCUUGUUGGGGAACCUCUUGCAGAUGGAUAGAAAAGGCCUCCUCAAAUCCUUCCUGAAGCUCCGAGACAAAUACGGCGACGUCUUCAUGGUGUAUCUGGGGCCCAGGCCGGUGGUCAUGCUGUGUGGGACAGAAGCCAUCCGGGAGGCCCUGGUGGACAAUGCUGAUUGCUUCUCUGGCCGAGGGAAAAUCGCCAUGAUUGAACCAAUCUUCCAGGAUUAUGGCGUGGUCUUUUCUAACGGGGAGCGUUGGAAGGUCCUCCGUCGAUUCUCUCUGGCCACCAUGAAGGACUUCGGGAUGGGAAAGCGGAACGUGGAGGAGCGGAUCCAGGAGGAGGCUCAGUGCCUGGUCAAGGAGCUGCACAAGACCAAGGGAGCCCUCCUGGACCCCAUCUUCUACUUCCACUCCAUCACUGCCAACAUCAUCUGCUCCAUCGUCUUUGGAAAGCGCUUUGACUACGAAGACCCCGAGUUCCUGAGGCUGCUGGACUUGUUCUACAGAUCCUUUGCGCUCAUCAGCUCCUUGCCGGGCCAGCUGUUCGAGCUCUUCUCCGACUUCUUGAAGUACUUCCCUGGCACACACAGGACCGUGUACAACCAUCUGCAGGAGAUCAACGCCUUCAUUUGCCGGAGUGUGGAGAAGCACCGGGAAACCCUGGACCCCAGUGACCCCAGGGACUUCAUAGACACCUAUCUGCUCCGCAUGGAAAAGGAGAAGUCCAACCCCAAGAGCGAGUUCCACCAGAAGAACCUCAUCAUCACCUUGCUGUCGCUCUUCUUUGCCGGCACAGAGACCACCAGCACUACCCUGCGCUACGGAUUCCUGCUAAUGCUCAAAUAUCCCCAUGUCAGAGAGAGAGUCCAAAAGGAGAUUGAUCAGGUGAUUGGCUCAAAUCGCUCUCCAAACCUCAACGACCGAGCCAAAAUGCCUUACACUGACGCAGUCAUCCAUGAGGUUCAGAGAUUCGGAGACCUCCUUCCCAUUGGUGUGCCCCAUAUAGUCACCCAGGACACUCACUUCCGAGGGUACAUCAUCCCCAAGGGCACCGAAGUAUUUCCCAUCCUGAACUCUGCUCUUAAUGACCCACGGUAUUUUGAGAAACCAGAAGUCUUCAACCCUGACCACUUUCUGGAUGCCAAUGGGGAACUGAAGAAGACUGAUGCUUUUAUGCCCUUCUCUAUAGGGAAGCGUGUUUGUCUUGGCGAAGGCAUCGCUCGCACAGAACUGUUCCUCUUCUUCACCACCAUCCUGCAGAACUUCACUGUGGACGGCCCCGUGGCCCCCGAGGACAUCGACCUCACCCCCAAAGAGUGUGGUGUGGGCAAACUGCCCCCAAUUUACCAGAUCCGCUUCAUGCCCCGCUAAGAGAGCUGGGGUGGGGGCCUGGAUUCUGGUUCAUUACGUGUCCUCACCUCUGCAGCAAAGGCUUCCGACUCGCCCAUGUCUCCCUUCCUGAGAGAUCUGCAGGAAGCCACUGUCCUCCCCUCCUCGGUCACCUCCUCCAUGGGGCAGUCCUCUCUGUAGUCUCCCCUCUUUCAUCAUGCUGCAGCUCCCUAGCGGCUCAAGAAAAGUUGCUGCUAGAAUUCCAGGAGCGGCGUCUGUGCAGACUGAGGGCUAAGGGAACCGGGCUGUGGCUCUCUGCGGUUGCUUCUCCCUUCCAGGCUUCAGCUCAUCUUGGGCAGCCUCGCUUUCCUCAGAGCCGUCACAGCUUCCUGUAUCAACUCCGGAACUGUCCGGAGAUGAUCCCUCUUGAAUCAUCCUCGGAACAGCAUGUGUGCGUGUGUGCAUGCGUGCAUGUGUGUAGAGUGCAUGCACGUGUGUGAUGAGCAGGCCCAUUCUGCAGGUGCAUGAACAGAGGCUGGGACAGGGCAUCAGUUGUUGGCGGUCACAUGGCUUACGUGGGAGCAGCGAGAGGCACAGUCUGUCUGCCUGGCUCCAGAACUCAGUCUCUCCACUGCUCCUCCCUGACUUCCACGCCCUUCAGAAAUUUUUGAAUGAAGGUGGAAUUCACACAAAUACCCUAAAACGUUAGCGCCUUAUGGAGAGAUGAGUGACAUUUAUUUCUUGCUGUUGUGCCAUCACCACUAUCUCGGUCCAAAUACUUUCCUGUCCCCAGAAGCAAGCUCCCCCCACUUCGAGUCACUCCCCAGUCCCUCUUCCUCUCCCCCCUGGAAAAUACCACCUGUUCUGUCUCCAUGAAUGGCCCCUUUGGGAUAUUUCCUAGAAAUAAAAUCUCAUA